GUGCAAUGAUAACAAAGGCCUAAACACGCCAUCGUUAAUCAUAACUUUACUAGUAUAGUAAAUAUAAUGAUGUGGAGUAAUAGACAUAGGAUAAAAAUUUUUCAUUACCUAGGGUAGUAACUACCGUAAUCAAUAAAGUAAAUAAAUAAUCAGUAAUGCUACCAAACAAUAAUAUAUCAUCGUCCUGACAUAAGUACAAAAAUGUCGUUUAGGAAGCAUAAUAAUAAAUACACCGUCGACUUCAAAGCGCGACUCGAGCAUAAAUUAUACCUGGCCAGAGAAAAUCCAGAACCAAUUUUUGAUAUUUCAAAUUGUGCGUUAAAAACAAUUCCGUCGGGUAUAUUUUCACUUUGCAAAGUAUUUAGAAAAAAAGAAUUAAAAUUAAAUGUUAAUAAAUUAACUUCAUUAUCCGGAGGCGGGCAAUUGGAGGAUUUAUCGCUGAUCAAAUUACUUGAUAUUAGCGACAAUGAGUUUGCUAAUUUACCGAGUGAUAUUUAUCAUCUAGAGUUACUUGAAGAACUUUAUUUGCAGAAUAAUAAUUUAAAAAAAUUACCAACAGAAAUAACCGAAUUAUCAAAGCUCAAGAUCCUCAAUGUGUCGAAUAAUAAAUUAAAAUUUCUUCCAGACACAAUGGGAAGCUUAAAAAAUUUGAAUAUCCUGGACAUAAGUGACAACCCGCUGACAAAAUUACCAAAGUCACUAGGAGAAGCACAAAAAUUGAUAGAGUUAAAGCUAGAUAAUGUUGAUUUAAUUUAUCCCCCGCUAUUUGUUGUCCAAGGUGGUGCCAUAGCAAUUGUCGCGUACUUGGCGCAGGAGUUGGGUGUCAAUUACGCGACGCGUGAUGCAUUUCUGGAUGCACAAUUGGAAAAAUUACAUAAUAAUGACAAUGAAAGGCUGGUAGAGACUAAAGAUAAUUUACAGGUAGCAUUAAUGCAACUAGAAACAUCAAAGGAGAGACGUCAGAAUGCUUUGCUGGAAGUCGAGAAGAACAUCCGAGAGCAACAAGAGUAUGAGUUACACCUGCAGUCUAUUAACAAAGACAUGAAGAAGAAAUUACUGGAGGACUUGGUGGAGCAGCAGACGAGACUGGAGUCGGAGAUCGAACGAGUCCAGCAAGAACGCGAAUUAAAUCGCAAUAAAUUAUUGUCUUUUAUUUAUAACGCUGAACAAGAAGCUGACAGCGUUAUCGAAAAAUUUUUGAGGAGCUCGGAAGCUGAACGGCUCGCACAAGCUCAGCUUUUGGAGAUGGAGAAUAAAGAGCAGCUGGAAUUGUUGUCGCAGUCUCAUUUGGAUCAAUCUUUAUGCCGGACACGCGAAACUCUCUUAUCGAUGGAGGAGCUGCUGAAAGAAGAAUUAUUGACGGAGAAAAAAAUAGAAGAGUAUAACAAAUUCCGAGACUGUAAUGCUCAAUCGUUGUUAACAUUAGAAUUAAGGAGUAAUAAUCACCUAGCUUCAAUAGUUAAAAAUCAAAAACAAGACCGCGAAGAGAUGAUAAACCAGCUGCGUAAGGAUGAGGGUCUGCAAAAGGCUGCUCUAACGGCUCUGUUGGAGCGCAGUGACGCCAGGUCUUGGAGUAUCGUCCAACAAGUGAACUUGAUCCAGUCCCAGUUAGUUACUCUGACUAAUAUUGAGUUGGAGCGGAAGAAAUUGGAAAUUACUCAACAAAUUAAUGAUAUUGCUGACAAGAGAAUUAUAUUGAGUAAUAUCCUAGUGGGUUUGUUGGAACAGCAAGAUAAAAGACGGGCAGAGCUACUGGAGACGAUUAAGAAAAUAGAAUUAAGCCGCGACAACGAUACCGAACGUCGCGGGAGUUUGUUCUGGCUGAUGCAGUAUCAGUCGCUGAUGGAAGCGCGGCCUCAAGGGUUGCUCGAAGGGUUGGAGCCAAUGCUAGUCAGACACGUAGCUAUCGCUGGGGCUCUACACUGCCUGCCUUUCUUGGCUUCUCUGCCGUCACUGUUGCCUAAUGUUGAUCACGAUCAACUUAUUUCGAUUGGAAUCAAUAAUGCAGAUGAUAGACAAGCGAUUAUAUUGGCGGUAGAAAAUUAUAAUGCGGAGAAAAAAUUAUGCUCAGAAGAAACGCAAUUACCAACGGCGCCGAUUGAUGAACCGUGUAGCAGUAGUACAAAUUCACAAGACAGAGAUAUUUCACGGAUUGAUAUGACUGAAUGUGUCGUUUGUUUUGAUUCACAGUGUGAAAUAAUUUUUAUACCAUGUGGUCAUCUAUGUUGUUGCGCGAAAUGUUCGAAUAUGGUACUAAAUGAAUGCCCAAUGUGCCGCGGCUCUAUACAGCGCAAAAUUCAAGUGCACAGGCCUUGAAUUUCCAUUCCAAUUAUUUUUUUUUUUUAUAGAAAAAAAUAAAAUUAAUUUUUAUCAAAAUACUCAUCACAAAGCUUUCAUUAAAUAAAAUCACUAGAAUUCACAAAAUUGCUUUUUUAAAACUAAUCCAAUUUCAUAUUAAUAAUAUAAAUUUUUUAAUAAUUAAAUUAAAGGUUUUUAUACCACAAUUGCCUAAUUAUCAGCAAAUUUUUUAACGGCUUAAUGAGAGUGAAUACGUGAAACAAAAAAAAACAAAAAGUAAAUUGCAUUUUUGUGCCUCGUUAAAUCGUUUGUAAACCAAAGUUAAGUGAGUACUGAAUGAAUAGAC
Molecule: messenger RNA, 2644 nt
Organism: Cotesia glomerata
Lineage: Eukaryota; Metazoa; Arthropoda; Insecta; Hymenoptera; Braconidae
Product: E3 ubiquitin-protein ligase LRSAM1-like
Exons: 9
Coding region: 202-2316 (704 amino acids)
Molecular function (GO): protein binding
Source: RefSeq, a predicted model, not a curated record